UUUCCCCCUUCUUGAAUCACUGUAAUACAGGAACAGAGGUGAAGAGGCCAAGGAAGGAGGAGGACCAGGCAACAACUUUAUCAGUUUUACCAGAAUGGACAGUCAGGAGGUGGGAGGUUUACUGGAGGAGUGCCUCAGAGAAGCUCAAUGGUCCAUCCAGCCCACUGAGGCAGAGAGGCUGAACCACUGCAGCUGCAGAGACUCACUGUGUGCUGAACUGGCCUCUCUCCUGGAGGAGGCAAUGGAGAUGAAGUGGCCCUUCGUGCCGGAGAAGUGGCAGUACAAGCUGUCAGUCGGCGCCAACGACAAAACCAACCUCAGUGACCUCAUCAGCAAGCACCUACCUCAGCUACUGGCUGUUUUAAAGGCUUCCAUCGUGGCUCAGGAAGCACGCACAGCGCUGGCAGUGGUCUUCUUAGUGGACCGUUUCCUCUACUGGACGGACGAGUCCAGCCGGCUGUUAAACAUCACCAAGCUGCUCCACAGACGCCACCCUGACACCCCUGUGGCCCCCCAGCUGGUCAUACGACAGGCCAGGGUGUACCUCAACUCUGGCAAACUGCAGAAGGCAGAGUACAUCCUGAACAGUCUGAUUAACAAUAGCGGGGCCACAGGUUGUUGGGUGUACCACUCUGACAGUGACAGGGCUCUUGUGCAGGCCGUUAGCGUUCAAGUGCGGGGAAUGAUUUUGCAAAAGCUAGGCCUGUGGUUAGAGGCUGCAGAGCUAAUCUGGGCCUCUCUGGUUGGCUACUUCUCACUUCCUCAACCUGAUAAAAAGGGCAUUGGAACUUCUCUUGGCAUACUGGCCAACAUACUGGUGUCUAUGAAUGAUGAGGACUUCCAUGCUUUUAGGAUUAAUCCAGAUAUUGAAUUUAAGUCCUUACUUGGGGAUGGGAGUCAUCGUCUUCUUUCAGCAGCCCAGGCAGCAAAGAUGGCCGUGGUAUACAGCCAGUACACCUCACUCUAUGUGUUGACCAAUGUAGCAACUCAAGGGACCUGCUUGUUAUCAUACAGUUUUUCUGUGGAGUGCCCUGACUCUCAAAGAGAGUUUUUCCUCCUGCAGGGCAGAGAGGCAUUUGCAAUUGGUUUGCUCACCAAAGCAGAGGGCGAGCAAGUCACUAGCAAGCAGGAGCUUCACACCUUCCUCAAGGCUGCCUAUUCCCUUACUGUCGCUCACAAAUGGCUCGGCACUCCUCAGGAGGUUGUGGCACAGGCAACACAGGCCUGCCAGAAAGCUUUAGCCAGUUUCUAUGAUUAUUGUCAUGCAGAGAACCAAGUCAAAGAUAGCCUUUGUGCUGAGAUCAUGAAACUGGUUUCCCAAGUCAAGCUUCUGUUGCGAGUGGAGCCUUUCCUUAAUUCAGACAAGGGGUCUUUUAUUCCUGACAGCUACAGAAACAUUGAAGAUACAUCAGUAAAUUUUACUCUGGAAGGUUUCACUAAGGUGAUGCAGAGAUUACAGAAGUAUAAUGCGUCACUGUGCGAUACCACCAACCCAAACUGUAAGGGGACUAAAGAUGAGAUAGAUGGGGCAAGGCUGUGUAUAACUGCACUGUGGACAACCCCUGAUACACUCAACACAGAGUGUAGCACUGAGGCCUGCAAAGUGUCAAAAGGUACACCCACAGGAGAGGAGCCACAUAAGAGAGGUUCAAAUUCAUCUGUGCAUCCACCACAAAAGCCAGACACGCGUACCACUCGAGGGAGAACAGAUGACCUUGGCUCAUCAUGGCAGAACCUCUCCUUGAGCGGUUCAGGGUCUUCUUGGCCCAGCAGCAGUGGCUACGCAGGAAGUAGUGCCAUUGAAGGUGGAGCAAAUGCAAGGAAUCAGAGCUGUGUGAUCACUGAGGUUGAUGAUGAGAGGUCAGACAGCAUGCUUCAAUUCACUGAUGAAAACGAGAAGCAAGAGUCACAUGGUUGUAACUCUGCUGCCAGUUCCCAUACAGUCCCACAAUCCGCGAUACCUGCCACUUCCUCCUCCGAUGCGAGUAGUGAUUCAGAAAAGUUUGAGGUGAUACAAGCUGGAAUAGAGACACUGGGCACUGAGAAGGAUUGUAUGAUUGAUGCUGCUGGUGUGGCACAGAACCCAACAGUAGCUGAAGGAGCACCACAAUCCUUAUCCCAGCUAACUCUCAGAUCAUCCUCCAGCUCCCUCAGUGACAGUUUCGGUUCCCAGUCAUCAUGGGAAAAAAUCUCAGCUGACCUUAACCCCCCCACAAAGAGAAAACCUCAGCCAUCCAGCCUGCCAAAAGCAGGAACGGGCCAAAGCAGCAAGUCAUCAGAGUCCGAUGGGAACUUCUUCCUGUUGGAAACACUUGAUUAUGAAACCAGUGAUUCAGCUCAUGAUGUCACGUACAAAAACGCAUCCGGAUGGGAAUUCAAAGCCUCAUCCAAGCCACAACCCCUGGAGAGCCUUAAUGUAUACCCAAAUACAGACACUGAGGUUGACUCUGUAUCUGUAAAACCUCCUAGCAACAGCUCCUUAGCAACCCCACACCCAAACCUCUUCCAGUGUGCCCCCACUGAAACCUCCACAGAGAGUUCAUUUGAGAUGCUGGAGGAGAGUCAAAGUGAACACCAAUGCAGUGAAGGCUCUUCUACAGAAAAAGUGAAUGGCCCUCAGAGGAAGAACCCCUCGUGCUACAGCUGCCUAAAGCACAGCAUCGUAGGUAGUGUUUUCCCUAAGCAACAGUAUUUGUUGUCACAGAAGGAUUACGAAGCCCUACUUGCUGGAAUUUGUCAUGAUUGUCUGCUGAAGAGGUUGCACAGUGAUGAGGCACAAUUCAAACUCAAGGAACACAGAACCGCCUACUGUGCUCUUCAUUUAAAGUUCUCCAAAGCAAAAGGACUGUGGACAGCAAGGGAGACCUGUGUUUACAUCGGAGAGCUAAUGGGGAUGAAGGGCGGGCAGAGAGAAGCAAUAUGGGUACAGUUUUUACACCAGGAGGAAAGGUUAAGCAGUUAUGUGGGGAAGGAUUACUUAAAGCCAAAGCAGAUCCAGUUUCACCUGAAAGACGUGGAGAGACAGAUGACAGCCCAGUACUAUGUGACUGAAUUCAAUAAGAGUCUCUUCGACAGAGACGUCAUGGCUCAGAUCUUCUUCAUUCCCUCAGAGGCGCUGUUGAUUUUGAAUGGGAAUGAGAUCGUGGGUUGUGUAACGGUGGAGCCCUACAUGCUCGGAGACUUUGUCAAACUCACCAACAACAGUGGAAAGAAGGACGAGAGUCUCAAGGCUACAAAAUAUGGCCUUGCCUUUGGACACUUCACCUACCAGUUCUCUGGCUACCAGGAAGUCGUUGUAGACCUUCAAGGAUGGGUGACAGCCAAUGGCAAAGGGUUGACCUACUUAACCGACCCCCAGAUCCACUCCACCAAGACCCCUAAAGGCCCGUCCAACUUUGGCGCCAGAGGCCUCAGGUACUUCCUGGAAGAGCAACAUGGACCAGAGUGCAAUGGCAUUUGCCAGCUGCUCAAACUACCUCCAGUGGUCAGACAUCCUCAUGUUGUUCCCUAGAAACUUGCUGAUAUUCAGUGUUUGCAUUCACAAUUAAGUGAAAAAUUAAUGGUUUUGAAUAUGAGUAACAUGACUUUGAUGCAAGCUUCUGAAAUCUACAGGUUUACAUAAGUUAGCCUCAAUGACAUACUAUCAGACAUACUACUGAAAUGAAGGACAGAAAAAUGAUUAGAGUUUACA
Molecule: messenger RNA, 3691 nt
Organism: Seriola dumerili (greater amberjack)
Lineage: Eukaryota; Metazoa; Chordata; Actinopteri; Carangiformes; Carangidae
Gene: alpk1
Product: alpha kinase 1
Exons: 13
Coding region: 95-3511 (1138 amino acids)
Biological process (GO): protein phosphorylation
Molecular function (GO): protein serine/threonine kinase activity; ATP binding
Source: RefSeq, a predicted model, not a curated record